This is a messenger RNA of Eimeria maxima, 381 nucleotides long. RefSeq names its product DNA-directed RNA polymerases I, II, and III subunit RPABC1, putative. Gene Ontology annotation, cellular component: RNA polymerase III complex; RNA polymerase II, core complex; RNA polymerase I complex. Lineage: Eukaryota; Apicomplexa; Conoidasida; Eucoccidiorida; Eimeriidae. Gene Ontology annotation, biological process: DNA-templated transcription; DNA restriction-modification system. The record is from RefSeq and is a predicted model, not a curated record. Gene Ontology annotation, molecular function: endonuclease activity; DNA-directed RNA polymerase activity; DNA binding. Bases 1 to 381 code for a protein of 126 amino acids. The transcript has 5 exons.
AUGCUGCUAAUUGCUUCGCAUAAGGCUGACCCAGAGGCAAAAUUAAUUGUCUAUUUUGCUGAUGAGACGAAGAAAACGGGAGUUAAACCUAUUAGAGAAUUAACGGAGAGGAUGGAGGAAAGAAAUAUUCAUCGAGCAAUUCUUGUUACACAAAAUGUCCUCACAGCCUUCGCCAAAGAUGCGAUUGCAGAAGCAGCUCCUCGGCAUAUUAUUGAAUACUUCAUGGAAUCAGAACUCCUUGUGAAGGAAGCACAGCUACCGCGUAUUCAAGUAGCCGAUCCCGUAUCCAGAUACUUUGGACUCUCUAGGGGACAGGUGGUGAAGAUAAUUCGUCCUUCAGAGACAGCAGGAAGAUAUGUCACCUACAGGCUUGUUGUCUAA